GAGUAUCGUAGUCUGAACGGAAGCUUUAAUUCGCCCUCCCUGUUAGGACACGUUGCUAAAGCCACCGAAAGCUGAUUGCAUUAAUAGAAUAUGAUGAGAGAUUGAAACCCAGAAGCUAAUGACAAGGAAAAUUAGUGAUUCAGAGACAUGAUUAUAAAUUUCAAUAGCUUGACAACUAAGUGAACUUUAAAAAGUUAUAUUAGUACAUGAAAAGGAGGAAUUUUUUAGUGAAGCUAUUGGAAUCUUGCUGCAGUAAGAUCUCAACUACACAGUUGCAUUCACAGUGUUUGAAAGUGGGCCUUGCUCAUGAUAGUUUCAUUGUGACCAAACUUAACGUUCUUUAUGCUAAAUAUGCAUCAAUUAGCCAUGCGUAUAGGGUGUUUGAAGAAACACCUCGUAAAACUGUCUAUCUGUGGAAUGCCAUGCUUAGGAGCUAUUGUUCCAAAGGAGAAUGGGUAGAAACUUUAUCUCUAUUCAGUCAACUGAAUGUCAAUGCUAUAUCAACUGAGGAAAGACCUGACAAUUACACAGUAUCUAUUGCUUUAAAAUCAUGUGCAGGUUUGCAGAAGCUUGAGUUGGGUAAAAUGAUUCACGGAUUUCUAAAGAAGGAGAAUAUAGAUAAUGACUUGUUUGUGGGGUCUGCAUUGAUUGAGUUGUAUUCCAAAUGUGGACAAAUGAAUGAUGCAGUGAAAGUGUUUGUGGAGUAUCCAAAACCAGAUGUGGUUUUAUGGACUUCAAUAAUUACUGGUUAUGAGCAGAGUGGCAGUCCUGAGCUUGCACUUGCAUUUUUCUCCCGAAUGGUUGUGACAGAGCAAGUAAGUCCUGAUCCAGUGACACUUGUUAGUGCUGCUUCUGCAUGUGCUCAGUUAUCUGAUUUUAAGCUUGGAAGAAGUGUACAUGGAUUUGUAAAAAGAAGGGGUUUUGACACUAAGUUAUGUUUAACAAAUUCAUUGCUAAAUUUAUAUGGAAAAACUGGUUCUAUCAAUAAUGCAGCUAAUUUGUUCAGGGAAAUGUCAAAUAAGGAUAUUAUAUCUUGGAGCUCAAUGGUAGCCUGUUAUGCUGAUAAUGGAGCUGAAACCGAUGCGUUAGAUCUUUUCAAUGAAAUGAUAGAUAAUAGAAUUGAACCCAACUGGGUUACUGUGGUUAGUGCAUUGCGAGCAUGUGCUUCCACUUCCAAUUUGGAAGAAGGUAUGAAGAUUCAUAAAUUAGCAGUCAAUUAUGGUUUUGAGUUGGAUACCACUGUCUCUACAGCUCUGAUGGACAUGUACAUGAAGUGCUUUUCACCUGAAAAUGCAGUUGACCUUUUCAACAGAAUGCCGAAGAAGGAUGUAGUUUCUUGGGCUGUUUUGUUUAGUGGCUAUGCUGAAAUUGGAAUGGCACACAAGUCAAUGGAGGUUUUCUGCAACAUGUUAUCUAAUGGAACUCGACCUGACGCAAUUGCUCUAGUGAAGAUUAUUGCUGCUAGUUCAGAAUUAGGGAUUCUUCAACAAGCUGUAUGUCUACAUUGUUUCGUAACUAAAAGUGGGUUUGACAAUAACGAGUUUAUUGGAGCAUCACUCAUAGAGCUGUAUGCAAAAUGUAGUAGCAUAGAUAAUGCUAACAAGGUUUUCAAAGGAAUGAGAUAUAAAGAUGUUGUUACCUGGAGCUCAAUAAUUGCAGCUUACGGAUUCCAUGGGCAAGGAGAAGAGUCAUUGAAAUUAUUUUAUCAGAUGGCUAACCAUUCAGAUGUUAAGCCUAACAAUGUAACCUUCAUCUCAAUUCUAUCUGCUUGUAGUCAUGCAGGUUUGAUUAAAGAAGGGAUAAAGAUGUUUGAUAUCAUGGUGAAUGAGUACCAAUUGAAGCCCAACUCAGAGCAUUAUGGGAUAAUGGUUGAUCUUCUUGGUCGAAUGGGAGAGUUAGAUAAGGCCUUGGAUGUAAUUAAUAACAUGCCCAUGCAAGCUGGGCCUCAUGUUUGGGGAGCCUUACUUGGCGCAUGUCGUAUACAUCAAAAUGUAAAGAUGGGGGAGGUCGCAGCUACGAAUCUUUUCCCAUUAGACCCUAAUCAUGCAGGGUAUUAUAUACUCUUAUCAAAUAUUUAUAGUGUGGACAAGAAUUGGCAUAAUGCUGCAAAACUCAGGACAUUGAUAAAGGAGAAUAGGUUGAAGAAGAUUGUAGGUCGAAGUAUGGUUGAGUUAAAGAAUGGGGUUCAGAGUUUCGUAGCUGGUGAUAGAUUCCAUGAGGAAUCUGCUCAGAUUUAUGACAUGCUGAGAAAAUUAGAUGCAAAAAUGAGAGAAGAAGGCUAUGAUCCUCAAGUACAAAAAGAGGAAAUAAUGUAAGUUCUAGUCUUGGCAUUGUGGAACAUCAAAUAUGUUGAAGUUGUCCCAUUUGAAUGGCAUGAAGGAUGUAUACCAUUAUUUGGAUGAUUCCUUGUUGUCAGAUUGGGGAGAAAAGGUUUUAUGGUUUAUUGUUGUUUGCUUCUUUG
Messenger RNA from Gastrolobium bilobum, 2461 nucleotides. RefSeq names its product putative pentatricopeptide repeat-containing protein At3g01580. NCBI's taxonomy places the organism in Eukaryota, Viridiplantae, Streptophyta, Magnoliopsida, Fabales, Fabaceae. The transcript has 2 exons. Bases 207 to 2315 code for a protein of 702 amino acids. Gene Ontology annotation, biological process: RNA modification. The record is from RefSeq and is a predicted model, not a curated record. Gene Ontology annotation, molecular function: RNA binding; protein binding.